AUGGCCGACCACGGUGCUUCCCAGUCACCGGCGCCAUCUCGACCAGCCACUGCCCUUGUCCGUGGUGACACAAGGAGUCACAGGAUGCAGCAGUCGCAACACUCAAACCCAUUCGACGACUCCAAGGCAACAACCGAUGAGCGUCUAGGUCUUGUAAGUUGGCGACCCCCUGCCUUUGAACUACAUGCGACCAUCUCCGCCACGGCCGUAUGGCCAGCAAACACAUACCCAGAACUUGCUGGAGCAUGCGAGAAACUGAAGCUUACCGCGGCUUUCACCAUGCGCUGCGAGGUCGCCCAGCAUGUCCUUGAGAAGCUCAAGCCGGGCCAGACAGAAAUGGCAAUGGGUGGCCAUGACACCAUCCUGCCCGUUGUCGAGUCGCUGCACGAGCUCGCGACGACCGACACGUCAGUGGUAAAACGAGACUAUGCCUGCCUCGUGCGCCAGGAAGGCGUGGUCCUGCUCUGGGCCCAGAGCAUGGAUGGCCUGAUGCAGCAUGCCAGCCAGAUGGAGGACACCCUCAUGGGCUCUCUCUGGGGCGUGGCUAUGCCGACACGAAGGAUGAUGCGCGGCAUGGACUCCAUGUCACCGAGACGCAGCGUGGCGCCUUCGUUGGCACCUUCGGACUAUGCGCCCAGCCGGGACUUGAACUCGUUCGCAGUGCCCACCGUCCCGUCGACGUACCACUACACCUCAGAUAAGGCCUUCAUGGGGACCAACACCCCCCAAGUCGACGUCAAGACGCUGGACACGGAUGAGAUGUCGGUGCUGGAUGCUGAGGACCAGGAGGCCUUGGGGCCCAUCAAGCGGCCGUUCAUCCUGACGCACAGUCUCAUGAUUGGUCUGGCGUCGUGUCUGAUCAUCGCCGCGCAGUCGGUCGAGGUCGGCCAGAUCCUCCUCGAGGUCCACGCUCUGGGCCGCGAGGGGCUGAACCGCCUGGCCAUGCUGGCCACGGUGCCCAUUUUCCUCUUCUUUGGUCUCUUCUUCUUCACCAUCCUGGUCGUGUGCGUCUUCCAGCUCGUCGGCCCCAUCCAGGACAUCAAGACGGGCAAGAGCAAGUUUUACUCGGCCGUCAAGCCCGACCGCAAGAAGCACCCCAACAUCGAGUGGCCGCACAUCACGAUCCAGAUGCCCGUCUACAAGGAGGGUCUCAAGGGUGUCAUCCAGCCCACGGUCCGCUCACUGCUCCCGGCCAUCGCACACUACGAGCAGAUGGGCGGCAGCGCCAACAUCUUUGUGUGCGAGGACGGCAUGCAGGUCGUCUCGCCCGAGAUCGCCCAGCUGCGCAAGGACUUUUAUGAGGCCAACGGUAUUGGCUGGGUUGCCCGCCCGCCGCACAACAAGGACGGCUUUGUGCGAGCCGGUCGCUUCAAGAAGGCCUCCAACAUGAACUACGCGCUCGACUUCACUCUCCGCCUCGAAGAGGAGCUGACGGCACGCAUCACUGCCCGCCGUCACGAGCUGGGCUGGGCCGACGACGACUUUGAGCACCAGCUGGACCUCGACGAGGAGGACCGGCUGUACGACGACGCCAUGGCCAAGAUCCUCGCCGACGACCAGGGCAAGACUUGGGCCGAGGGCAACGUGCGCAUGGGUGACAUUAUCCUCAUCGUCGACUCGGACACUCAGGUGCCCGUCGACUGCCUGCACCUCGCCGCUCUCGAGAUGGAAGAAUCCCCCGAGGUGGCCAUCAUCCAGCACGCUUCGGGCGUCAUGCAGGUGACGCACUCUUGGUUCGAGAACGCCAUCACCUACUUCACGAACCUGGUGUACAAGGCCAUCGCCUUCUCGGUCGGCAACGGCGACAUGGCUGCCUUUGUUGGCCACAACGCCUUUCUGCGCUGGAAGGCCCUGCAGUCGAUCCGCUUCAAGUCGGACGAUGGCACCCGUGACCUGUUCUGGUCCGAGUCGCACGUGUCCGAGGAUUUCGACGUCGCGCUGCGCCUGCAGACCAACGGCUUCAUUGUGCGCUUGGCCACGUACCACAACGGCGACUUCAAGGAGGGUGUCUCGCUGACCAUCUUCGACGAGCUGCUGCGUUGGGAAAAGUACGCCUACGGCUGCUCAGAGUUGCUGUUCAACCCGAUCCACAAGUGGAUUUACAAGGGCAUCUUCACGCCCAUGGUGUGGAAGAUUCUCACCUCCAACAUCAAGACGACGGCCAAGUUCACCAUCUUCGGCUACAUUGGCACCUACUACGCCAUCGCCUCGGCCUUCCCGCUCAGUCUGCUCAACUACUUUGUCAUCGGCUGGUAUGCCACCGAGGUCGACCAGGUCUACGUCGACAGCUGGCGCCUCUUCCCCGCCCUCGUCGCCAUGUUCCAGGUCAUCUCGCCCAUCUGCUACGCCAUCUACCGGCAUCGUGUCGGCGAUGCCAACUUCUUCCGGGCCUACUGGGAGGGUCUGAAGUGGAAUGCUUUCUUCAUCGUCUUCUUUGGCGGUCUAUCCUGGCAUCUCAGCUACGCCCUGCUUGCGCAUCUCUUCUCGCUGCCAAUCGAGUGGGCGUCGACCGCAAAGGAGAUCGAGGCUGGCGGCUUCUUCGUCAGCAUCGAGAACGUGUGGAAGACCUACAAGUGGGUCAUCAUGUUCAACGUGCCGCUGUGCGUCGGCAUGGUCUAUCUCGGCCAGUUCGCUCCGUACGAUUGGACAAUCAACACCUUUGUCGCCAUUGUGCCCCUCUCGACACAGCUGGCGGGCCAUCUCCUGCUCCCUCUGCUCAGCAUCCUAUAG
Messenger RNA from Microdochium trichocladiopsis, 2730 nucleotides. RefSeq names its product glycosyl transferase family group 2-domain-containing protein. The transcript has 4 exons. Bases 1 to 2730 code for a protein of 909 amino acids. Lineage: Eukaryota; Fungi; Ascomycota; Sordariomycetes; Xylariales; Microdochiaceae. The record is from RefSeq and is a predicted model, not a curated record.